AAUCACGGCUACGGUACUGGGACGCUCAACGAUCGCUGCAGGUUGUAUGUACACAGUUAUGCGCUACGCUACAUCGUACAUCCACUUGAUCCACUACGUACGUACACAUCCCGCUAUUCCAAAUCAGAGACGCAGACGCAGACAGGAGCAACAAUUACGACUUUGCAAUAGUGGCAAAAGAAUGUCAGGAGGAAUGUCUUGCUGCGUCGAUGCCAAGAACGAGGAACGCGCCGAGCCAACGCGAGUCCGAGGAUGCACCGAUGUUUUUUGGCUCUGCCUUUUCCUAGCAUUCUGGUUUCUUAUGGUAUGCGACCGGUAUCGUGAUUGCAGCCUUUGCGGUAGUCUAUGGCAAUCCCAUGCGCCUUGUACAUGGAUAUGACAGUUUUGGAAAUACGUGUGGCACGAAGAAUAAAAAGUUUGGUAGUAUGGAGCUUUCUGGGCAAGAUACCAGUGACAAACCAUACUUGUUCUUUUUGGAUAUAAACAACGUCACGCAGUCGCUCAAGAUUUGCGUGAAGCAAUGUCCUUUUCGAAGCUUGAAGAGCAUCGAGGAUAUUUGUAAUUUUUACAAAGAGACUGGAUCGCAGCUGUGUCACGAUAGACCGGACAGUGAUUUUAGCGCGUGUAACAGUGAAAGCAGCAAAUUCAAGAAUGGUUCUUGUCCCGAAUUACCAGUUUAUCCCAGUACGCCCAUCUUGAAUCGUUGUGUUCCAAAGGCAAUUCCGGAAGUGGGCGAUAUGAUAAUCUCAAAUUUAUACGGCUUGAUUAACUCCUGGGAUGUUAUCGAACAAGUUUUAGGAGAUUUGUGUCAAACGUGGAGGCAAAUUUUGGCGCUGUCCUGUCUCGCCUGUGUUUUAUCACUUUUUAUGAUAGUCAUCUUUCAUUUCUUGGCAAAUAUCGUUACGUGGAUUAUAAUUGUACUCGUAAGCAUCGCUUGCACAGGUGGCACGGUUCUUUUAUGGUUGACAUACAUCGAUAUCAAGAAGACGUUGGACAAGACCGAGUCGAGCCAACUUCUCGAAGAGGCUGUUCGAAAUGAAAGAGCGUUUCUCGCAUUUUCCGUCAUCGCUACCGUCAUAACGAUUAUUCUGUUGUUUCUUUCGUGCAUACUACGCAAACGCAUCAGUUUCAUGGCGGCACUAUUCAAAGAGAGCGCGAAAUGCUUGAAAGAAUUACCCGGCCUAUUUCUCCAACCGUUCUUCACAUUCUUGUCGUUGAUGCUUUUCUUUGCCUUUUGGGUAUACGUGAUUCUUUGUCUGGCAACAGCUAAUUAUCCCGAGACGAAAUCAGUGCAAAUGUACAAAAGUACCAUCUUUGAUCCAUUGAAUCUAAGCUCAGUCGAUGAGAACGCUCCGUUAAUCGUGGAAAAGAGAAUCGACUUUUCUCUCGAGAGUUUCAAAACGUUCACGUUCGUGGAAUACGUCGACGCAACCUGGGUAAAGUACAUGUGGUGGGUGUAUCUCAUUGGAUUGAUAUGGACGUCGGAAUUCAUCGUUGGUUGUGAAGUUAUGGUAUUAUCGGGUGCGGUUGCUCGCUGGUACUUUAGAGGUAAAAAUGCCAACACGUAUCCAGUAUGUUCGUCCAUUGGACAUUUGGUCUGCUAUCAUAUGGGCUCCGUAGCGUGUGGCUCGCUUUUGAUAACCAUCUUCAAAUUGCCUAGAUUGAUCUUGACGUAUCUGCAUGCCAAAUUCGAAAAAACUAAAGAGACAUCCCCGUGCGCGCAAUGUGGUUUAAGGUGCUGCAUCUGUUGCUUCUACUGUCUCGAGAAAUUUAUUCGAUACAUGAAUCACAACGCGUAUACCGUUGUCGCUAUAGAGGGUACCCACUUUUGCAACGCUGCCAGAAUAGCUUUUACGACAAUCGUUAGUAAUGCCGUGCAAAUAGCGGUGAUCAAUGGAUUUGGCGACUUUAUAUUGUUUCUGGGAAAGUGUUUCGUCACAGCCACAACCGGAAGCAUCGCUUUGCUUUUCAUGAGACAAGAUCCUAAACUGCACUUUUAUGCUAUACCUAUUUUCAUCGUUUGCGUUUUUUCAUUUUUUAUCGCCCAUUGUAUAAUUUCUCUCUACGAGACUGUUAUCGACACACUGUUCUUGUGUAUAUGCGAGGAUAAAAACUUGAACGGUGAGAAUGGAAAGUGGCGUCAGUCUGCAUUAGCACAAAUCGGAGCGUCCAGCAGUAAUGCUAAUGGGCAACAAUCUCACGAGAUGACACCGAUAAACGAAUGAGUACUCGAUAUUUUACAUUUUUCUUUUUAUAUACACAUUUUCGUAGACACGUCCAUUUUUAACAUUCAUUUUUAAUAUUCAUCGAGAGAGAAUAGAUAAGGGAUAGAUCUAGACUAUAAGUAACUUGCUUUCAUUUAAUUUUACGUGUCACGUGUCUAAUACACUUAAUCGAGACACAUUCCAUUCGAUACACACAGUAUACACAAUGACGUUUACAAAUUUUGCACAACCAUUUAUCACCACCAUCGUUUUUACUUGAUGAUGAUUAGGAAUAUUCAAAAGCAUCAUGCGAAGAGAUUUAUGUUUUUAGCACGUUUUUAACGUUCGAGGAAACGAUAUGCAAGAACAACGUACAAAAAGCAAGAUAUACAUAUGUAUGUUACUUUUAUCUAAUCGCGUAAUUUCUUUCUUUUUAAUUAAGCAUGUCGCUCAUCGAGACCACGGUCUUAUUAUGUGAUAUACUAUUGCCAUAUGUCAUCCGAACUGAAUCACGAAACUUUUCGCGCGCUACGAGAAAAAUAAGCAUUUCACCCAUGAUUCGCAUGGAAAAGAAAUCAAGAAGAUAAUAGAGAGCUUCCAGCUUGAAAAUAGUAGAGAGAAAUGGAUCCUAAAAUAGAAAACAAUGUGUAAGAACUCGAUUGAUAUUUAGGUCCAUUUCCAAACGUGUAACAUCCUUGCUACAUACUAGCUCUUUAUUCAAUCGCCCCACGUGAGUCGUUUCACGGCUCUUAUCAAAAUGUUGAAAAGGAAAACUCUGUUGCGUUUGAAAAACAUUUAAAGACAUUUCUUACUCAAUGAAACAAUGCAAAGAUGCUUACUCAUCUUGACUGCAAGUGCAAGUCAUAAUUAUAAAAGAAAUGUAGAGAUACAGCUUAGUUUAUGUUAAAAAAUAUCCAUUCUAAUACAACAAAGUGCAAUUAUGCGUGAGUUUGACAGAUUUUUAUAUACAAAAAGAUGUACAGUAUUUAUUGUAUUGACGAGAAAUCGUUUCUCAGCUUAUUACAAACGAUUUUCUAUUUUCGAAAGUUUUUAUACACUUCUCAUUCCUCCUUAAAUGUAAUUAAAUGUCUUGAAAUAAGAUAUCAAAGUGAAAAUUCAGUUCACAUCUAGAUAAUAAGAGGCUUGCAGAUUUCAACGUACAAAGUAUUUUAAUAAAGUUAUCUUAAUAAAAGAAAUUAAAGUGUCUGUAUACAGACGCGCUUCUAACGA
Messenger RNA from Ooceraea biroi (clonal raider ant), 3434 nucleotides. It is a transcript of the gene Ctl1, whose product is annotated as choline transporter-like protein 1. Gene Ontology annotation, molecular function: transmembrane transporter activity. NCBI's taxonomy places the organism in Eukaryota, Metazoa, Arthropoda, Insecta, Hymenoptera, Formicidae. Gene Ontology annotation, biological process: transmembrane transport. The record is from RefSeq and is a predicted model, not a curated record. Gene Ontology annotation, cellular component: membrane.